Messenger RNA from Lucilia cuprina (Australian sheep blowfly), 5555 nucleotides. Its product is annotated as serine-rich adhesin for platelets. Lineage: Eukaryota; Metazoa; Arthropoda; Insecta; Diptera; Calliphoridae. The transcript has 3 exons. Bases 281 to 4573 code for a protein of 1430 amino acids. The record is from RefSeq and is a predicted model, not a curated record.
CAGGGCUCUGCCGACGGCUGCUGGAAAACAAAAAUCGCAUAAUUUUUUUAGUUUUACGGCAAUUGAGUUUAAUAAUACAUAAUUUUAUACAUAAAAACUGAUGACUACAAUGGGAGCAUAAAAUCCAAAGGCCACACCACAACCCAUUUUAAACAAUUUUGGCUGCGGGGCUUAACUAAAUUUGAAUUUCCUGCUGGUCCAACAUAAAAGCUAUUACAACUUUUAUCAAACAACAUCUCUUAAUACAUUCAUCAUUGGGGUGAAAGGCUAUUUUAAAAAUAUGCCGAAAUCAAGUUCCGUAACUUCAUCGAAUUCAGUUAAUUCGAAUAAACAGAACAACAACCAUUCAAAUGUCGAUAAUCAAGACUCUACAUCGUCGGGCAAUUCCUCAGGCUUUUUACACAGUCAUGCGUUGUCGAAAUAUCAGGGCCAGAAAUGGCAACAGAUGUUCGAUGUCGAAAAAGUACUCAAACAAAUCCGCAUGGCGGAAAAAAUUCACAUUAAAGGUAAAGGCUCGAGUGGAAACGACAACUCACACAAAAGUUCCAAUAGCAGUAACAAUUCUCCGCCCAACAAGUCAAGAAAAAAUCAAAUACGACAAGUGCAAAGACUGAAUGGCACCGACAUGCAUUACUAUGGCAUUGUACCGAAACAGACGGCAUUAGAUGUGGUUGUGUGUAGUGUGUGUUCCGGCAUAUACACAAAGAUGGGUUUAAAUAAUCAUAUGAUGUUGCAACACCCCACGGUUUGGACCAGUGUGUCAUCGAAAGUUACGCCACCGGUAAAUGAUACAACAUUGGGUACAAAUGACAACAGCCAAGACAGUUUAAAAGGGAGUGAAUCGGCAUCUAAUGCUACGGCGGCGGUCACCGCUCAAAAUGAGUUAAUGGGUUCACCAUCGGAUUUGUCUGGGACAAUGUCGACGUGCUCAAAUGCUUCGUCUUGUUCAACAUCCACAUUGUCAUCGGCAGCGCCAGCUUCCAACUAUGUUGCGCCUCUACCGACAACCACAAGUUCCCGCCAGAAAAGUAGCUCAAAAGCUGGGAGUAGCUCGGGGAGUAGCAGUGGCAGCCGUUCCCGCAGCAAAAGCAAACACCAUAGCUCUUCCAAUGCCACAGCAUCUGCGUCGUCAAAUGCCAAUGCGGAAGUGUCGCAUUCUUCAGCAACAGCAGGAUCAACCUCAGCUGCUACAACAACGUCCAGUAAAAAGAGCUCAUCAAAAAAGAGCUCUUCCAGUUCAUCGUCUUCAAACGCAAACAGUUCCUCAACAACAACAACAAAUGGUGGUGGAGUUACAAACAACAACAACAAUAACACCAACAUCAACUCAGCAUUGAACACUAAGGAAACAACAGAAGUAAAAUUAAUAGCUAGUGGAACGUCAUCUACAGUAUCCACUGCUGUAACCACAACAUCAAUAACAUCGUCGUCAUUAACAACGGCAACAGCCACAACGACAAUUUCAAACACAACCACAAGCUCAUUGGAUGUUCCUCAAAACACUACUACGAUCACUACAACCAAUGCUAAUUUAUUCGGUUCAUCUUCAUCAUCGUCAUCAUCUUCCUCCUCUUCGUCAUCAUCGUCAUCAUCUUCUUCGUCUUCAUCCAACUCAUCGUAUUCCUUGCCCCCUACACCUAAAAUGUUGGUAAACAACACUCCACAGGAUUCGCAGCAACUUUCCAAUCUUACGACAAUUGCGGAAAAUACCUUCUCGCCUGGGGUCCUCGAUAACAAAGACAAGCUUAAUUUAAACGCAAGUGGAGAGAGUAUUACUACAGCAAGCAAGAAAAAGAUCAAAAGCUCUGUUACACCCUUUUGUAUACCCGAAAAUGUUGAUGCUAUAAAAACUGAAACAACAGAAAUGCCACCACUACGAAUGGUGGCAGCACAACAACCACUAAACCAAUACGAAGCCCAAAUAAGUGAGCUUGAUCAAGCAGUUUCUUCGAUCACUAGUAGUACUAAUGGUCCUUCAAAUAACAAUGAAAACAAAAUUGAAUCAACAACCAGUGUAGUAGUAAAUAACAACAAUAACUCAUCAUCAUCAUCAUCUAUGGGUAUUAAAAUGGAACAAACUGAGUGUUCAAUUCUAACUGGCACACAGCAAGACAUUCAGCAUCAGCAACAUCAACUUCAUACUGAAGAUGGACAAAUGGUGCAUAAUACAUCCGAUGAUAGUGCCAUGUUGAAUCAUGUUUUGGACGUAAUGCUCGAUAGCAAGUUGAUAAAUGAAAUUCUAAAUGCUGAAACUGAUUUAAAUUUCGAUGAAAAUGUUUUGAAUGAUAGCACGUCAACGGGACAACACAAUACAAAUCAGCAACAAGCUGUUUACUUGGAACAACCACUUACCAAACGCAUGCGUUUCGAUGAAUCGUCAAACAUGGGACGCCUUCAGCAACAACUUGCUACUGGAAGUCAUGAAAUUACUGGUGAAUUUGCCGUAUUUCCGCAACAGCAACAAACUCAACAGCAGCAGGCAAACCACCCACCUCAAGCCCAGUAUGCCCAAUACGAUGGCUCAACAAUGACUGGUACACUAAGCAUGGAUGGACAAUAUCAAACUCCUAUCGAUGCAAUGCAAUUGCAACAAAUUUUAUAUCAGCAACAGCAGCAACAACAGCAAACUAUUGAUGCUUCUGCCUAUGUCGCUGGUAAUUUAAACCUGGGCAAUCAUCAACAGCAACAACAGCAUCAGCAACUUUAUGAUCCAAAUGCUGGCACCAUAGUGGAUACAAAACAGAUUUUAGAAUUAUGUGGAGGAACUGUUGGCGUCCAAACGGCCGGCAGUAAUGAAUUGAUAAAAGCUGAAGAGUUCGUAACAUUACCCGAGGAUGUUUCUCAUCAAUUUCAAAUUUUCAAUGUUCCAUCUUUGACUGACGACAUGGAACCCGAGCCACAGCAACAAGUAACACAUCACAUUGUGGAGCGUCAGUAUGUAAUGCCAGGUCAAGAAGAAACUGAAGAACAAUUAAUUUACGAAAUAACUACCAAUAAUUCUUCGAUGUCCUCUAUGAGUCAACAGCAUCAACAACAAGUUUUAGCAGAGUUUCUUAAUCAGGCAGCCUCCUCGUACGAACAACAGCAACAUCAACAAUUACAACAGGUUUCGUCGCAUCAUCAUCAACAGCAGCAGCAACAGCAUCAGCAUUUUGAAGGAGAUAACAGCCAUAAGACGGAUAACUUUUAUGAUGAACUAUUAGAUUUCGACUACAGCAUGAUUGAGACUGUAAAAUCGCUUAGUUCAUCAGGAAGCAGUGGCAGUAGCAGCAGCAGUAGUAGCAGUAGCAGUUCAAAUAGUGGCAGCAACUCGAAUGCGCUGGUUAAAAGUGAACGUGAUCAUACUCCUAACUCAUCUUCGUCCUCCUCCUCGUCAUCAUCAUCAUUUAAAUACCACGAAGACUUUUAUUUCAAUGUGUUCUUUUAUGCGGGCAUUCCCCGACCACUUGCCAUCAAUUGCUUUGGUCUGAUAAAACUACCUCAAGGGGUGGCCACCACUUUUCGCAAGCACUUACUUACCACGCGUAAAGCCAAUAAUAGUCUGAUGUCUUUAGGUGGUGGCUCCCUAAACGGUGUAGUGGGACAAAGUUCCUCGGCCUCUACAGCCGGAGCUGUAAGCAGUCGCUUUAGUAAUUCCAAACAAUUGCCCAGUUAUUUCACCAAUCUCGCCAAUAAUGGUGGCAACAACUCUAAUAUGAGUAAUGAAUUUUCCAUAGGCAGUAUAACCAUAACCAACACUCCUUCUAAUAUACAACAGCAGCAGGCAUGCAAUAAUGGUACCCAACAGCAAAACAAACAAAAUAGUGGUGGUGGUAGUACAUCGAAUCCUCUAGAAAUAAAUCUAAACAAUAUAAAUGGUGGAAUCUCUGCUACGUCUCCUGUGUCAACCCAACCAAGAGGACGCACCAAGUCGGGGGGAUCAAAUCAUAGUACAGGAUCUUAUAACAGUACAUCAUCCAACAAUCUAAAACAUAAAUCUUUGGGCAAUUUAGGUAAUUCGACAAAUGCUGCUCGUGUCACUGUGGGAACAAUAGGACCCUACAAUGCUAAAACUAUUUUUGUUAGUAGUUCAGCUGCUCUAAGCGCCGAUCGAAAUAAAUUUAUUAAACGUAGUCUUAUAGCCAAGGUUCAACAUGAACCAACACGAGUCUCUCAGUCUCCGCAACAGUUUACAAGUAAAAAGUUGAGUGACAUGUUAAGUGGCAAAAAGUCAUGUAGCUCGCUGAACAACAGUGAUGUUGUGGGAAGUUCGGGUCAAGAGAUUAGUUCAGAAACUGCUGUUGCUGCUGCUGAGAAACAAGCAAAAUUAAAUCGCGUAAAUCGUUUUUACGAAAGACGUCGCAAAUUAAUGACAAUUACACAACAGCAGCAGCAAAACCACAGACAAACGCCGUAUCAAAACAGCCAAGUAUUACGACGGCAGCAAUUGGAACACCAAUUGCAGCCUCAACAACAACAGCAAAAAUUAUUAAAGCAACAAUUAUUGCGUAGUUUUUCGGACUGUGGCAUUAAUUCAACAUCGAAUACCAACGUUGCAUCAGCAGAUUCAAAUGUAAUGCGAGUUUUUGUCUGAGCUCUCUUAAACUCUCUCUUAUUAUUAGCUCUUAUUGGCUUUCUAAAACUAUUUUCACAGAUGAAAUAACAACAUAGGUGUUGUGAUUAAAAAUCUAUAGCACCACAACAUAUAAACUACAAAAACAAAAAAAAAAUAAAUAUUUAUCAUCAAAUGAAGGUUCUUAUUCACCGUUAGUGAAUUGUCUCAAGUUUAUUAUACUAUUUCUAUUAAAUUUUCUCUACACUCUUAAACACAACAACAAUCUUUUGUACUGCUCUUUUCUUCUUUCUUUUCCUUAACUCUUUACUUUUAAUGCAUAUAAUACAUUUGUAAUUUGAAAAGAAACACUUUUAUUUUGCUUUUACAAUCUUUAUUCCAAAACCUCUACAAAUUUAGUUUGUAAUUGUAAUUUUAAUAAACUUUGAAUUAUUUAAGUUAGAAUUUAUUUUAUCUCUCCUCUAUUUAAAUACAUAGUUCACAUAGUGGUAAAACAAAACAAAAAAAUAAUUUUAGUAUUUUUUAUUUCAAUUUUUUCUUUAAAUUAUUUAAUACAUUGUAUACUAUUAAAAUAUUAUGAUUAUUUUUAUUUAAAUUCAUUUCUAUUCAGAAAAAAAAACAUAUAAUUGUGUACGCUUUUCCUUUUCGUAUCAUUUUUCAUCAAAUUGGUAAUAACCAAUCAAACAACCAUUUGCACUAUUCAAUAACAUUUGUAGUAUAUUACAUUUUCAUACAACUACAUACAUACAUACAUAUAUGGCAUAUGCUUUUUUUAUAUCAAAUAUUUGUGUAGUUUACUUUAAGUUUUUAAAUCUUUUUAUUUUAAUUAUUAUCAUUGUCAUUCAUACAUACAAACAACAAACAUAAAUAUUACAAUUAUUAUUUUGUGAGUAUCAAUGAUUAUUUUAUGAUCGAAGAUCUACUAUAUGCUAUAUUAAUUUAUAUUAUAUAUAUAUUUAAACAAAAAAAUAAUAAAAAUAAAACGAACAACUUUAUUAUUUAA